AUGUCUGAUCAACAAAAACUAAUGUCCCAAAGACUCGAAGGCUCAGCCCCCAAUUCAGGCCAAGCCAUAAGAUUCUUAACUGCGGCGACAAUCGGAGGUGUUUUGCUCGGUUUAUCCGGUUUAACCUUAACCGGGACGGUGAUCGCCCUGAUUAUCGCCACCCCGGUUCUGCUUCUGUUCAGUCCAAUUCUUAUCCCAGCCGGAAUUGUUCUGGUCUUGGUCACUGCUGGAUUCUUGUUCACCGGUGGCUGUGGGGUGGCGGCGUUAUUGUGGAUAUACAAUUAUGUAGCCGGAAAACAUCUACCGGGGUCGGAUCAGGUGGAUUAUGCUAGAAUGAGAAUUGCAAAUAAGGCUAGAGAUGUGAAGGAGAAGACUAAAGAGCAGCAAGAAACUGGGGUUCAAGGAUCUUGA
This is a messenger RNA of Fraxinus pennsylvanica, 411 nucleotides long. Lineage: Eukaryota; Viridiplantae; Streptophyta; Magnoliopsida; Lamiales; Oleaceae. The record is from the annotation of a GenBank genome assembly.